UUUAGUCAGAGACUUGUCGUCAUUACGUACCUGUUUCUCUGGAUAUUUACCGAUACCUUCACGGUCAUCCAAUCAGUGACCACCGAAUCGUGACUUGAUACUUCACUAUUCUCUCAACUUAAUUUUAAAAAUAAAAACAGCCAUGGCCAAAUUAUUUAUCUUUUGCCUUCUGGUAUUUAUUUGCUUUGUACAUGAAAGUAUUUCGACUUUGUCGGAGCCUAAGGCCCCUAACUUUCAGUAUUUCGAGAGACCUAAGUAUCGGUAUCCAUAUUAUGACGAAAAUGGCCGUGGAAAAUUGUUGUACGGAUAUGGUGGACCGGAACUUUAUCAAUAUCGUACAUACAGUCCGUUAGAAGGCAUACAUUAAUUAUUAUUAUUAUUUAUUUAAUUACUUAAUUUUUUUAAUUUAAUUUAAUUAGAGAGGGAAUUUGCGGUUUAAUUAUUUUUAGUUUUGUAUGGAAAUUUUUUUUCCCUGAUUAAAAAACUGAAUUCGACCGAAUUAAAAAUUUUAAUUCUGUUAUAUUCUGUCGAAUUCUGCAAAACAGAAUUCAGGUGAAUUAAAAAUUUGAAUUUGAAUUAAACAAAAUAAAAGCGAUUUAAAAAUUUCAAAUUCGUUUUAAUUCAGUUUAAUUUGGAUCCAGAACCACAAAUUGGAUAAUUAUUUUUGAAUUAAUCAGAAUUAAACCGAAUAGAAUUAUUUUAAUUCGUUUUAAUUUGGACAAAUUCUGGUUUUCCUGCCGAAUUAGACAGAAUUCAUUUUUAAGUUAGGUACAGAAUUAACAGAAUUUAUCUGAAUUAAAUAGAAUCAAAAAUUUUAAUUCUGUUAUAUUCUGGCGAAUUUCGCAAAACAGAAUUUAUCUGAAUUGAAAAUUUGAAUUUGAAUUAAACAGAAUAAAAGCAAUUUAAAAAUUUCAAAUUGGUUUUAAUUCAGUUUAAUUCGGAUCCAAAACCAGAAAUUGGAGAAUUAUUUUCGAAUUAAAUCGAAUAGAAUUAUUGAAAUUCGUUUUAAUUCGGACAAAUUCUGGUUUUCCUGCCGAAUUAGACAGAAUUCAUUUUUAAGUUAGGUACAGAAUUAACAGAAUUUAUCUGAAUUAAAUAGAAUUGAAAAUUUAAUUCGAUCGAAUUCAGUUGUUUAAUCAGCGUUAUAUUAAAAUUUAAGUUGAGAGGAAACUGGAUUUUUUUUUAAUUUUUAGUUUUGAAAAUUGUGAAUAAAUUUUAUAAUUUUUGUAAAAUGGGAAUAUUAGAAAAUUUUGAGAAAUAUUUUUUAGAAAAUUUAAUUCAGUUCAAAAAUUUGAUUUUUUAAAUUAAUGGAAUAAAAAUUUUUUUGUAAAAUUGUAAGUGAUAUUUUAUUUGGAAUGUAAGUAAAAUUUCAAAAUUUUUAAUUUUUGCCGCCAUAAUUUUGAAUUCAAAAAAAUUUUAAUAAAAUUGUAAGCAAUUAAAAUGAAGUCUAGUGUAGUCAUACCUCAGGAUAAAAGAAAAAUAAAUAAAUAAUUAAAAAAUUGAAUGUACUCAAUUUUAUUUAUUUGUUCACAAUAAAAAGAGUCAAGGGCACAAAUAAAAUUUCAAUUAUUAAUUAAAUAAUUACUAAUUAAUUAGUUAAUUAAUCAACAUUGUAUAUCUAUAUUAGAUAUAUAUUUUUUUACGAUAAAUAAUUAGCACCCAUUGACUAAAUAUUUGAAGAUUCAAGACUUUAGACAAUCGACAGAUACGAUCACAGUAGCAAAUUACCUAUAAGUUAGUACUUUUAAGACAUUACUUUAUACUUAUUAUUAAUAUUAUUAUUAUUAUUAUCAUUAUUAUUUAUAAUUAUAAUACAAAAUUUAUUGUAGAGAUUUAAAUGACCUAUUUAUUGCUGUCAAUUUAAAACUUAAAACUUAAGCACUACAGCAAAAAAAAAUUCAAAAAAACAACAGAUUCGAUAUAUAUUUUUUGUACAAUUCAAAAUGCAUUAGACGGAAUCAUUAAACAAUAAUAAACAAUAAACAGUCAUAAUAAAUAAUAAUCAGUGCUCAUUACUUUUUUUUUUUUGGUUUUUUUAAUCAAAAGUUUAAGUAUAAAAAAAUAUAAAACAAUAAAUAACAAUAAGAUAAAUAAAUAAAUAAAUAAAAAACAUUAGCAAUUGUGCGUUAAUAUCUACUAGCGUCAAACAUCAAAAUGCAUAAAUAAUAAACAAGCUUACGAAAGAUCUAGAUAAUUGUUGGUUCAAAUUUUUGAUGAACGAUUUAAAUGCAGUGCAAUUUUUUUUUUAUUUUAGUUAAUUUUAUUUUAUUUUAGUUAUUUAAGUGAUUAAUGGAUUGUUGUGUGUAAAGUUGGAGUGUGCGAAUAGUAUUCGAAUUUAAUGUUAU
This is a messenger RNA of Microplitis mediator, 2345 nucleotides long. RefSeq lists its product as uncharacterized. The transcript is spliced from 3 exons. Lineage: Eukaryota; Metazoa; Arthropoda; Insecta; Hymenoptera; Braconidae. The record is from RefSeq and is a predicted model, not a curated record. The coding region runs from base 143 to 367 and encodes 74 amino acids.